Messenger RNA from Neurospora tetrasperma FGSC 2508, 954 nucleotides. RefSeq lists its product as uncharacterized. NCBI's taxonomy places the organism in Eukaryota, Fungi, Ascomycota, Sordariomycetes, Sordariales, Sordariaceae. The record is from RefSeq and is a predicted model, not a curated record. The coding region runs from base 146 to 790 and encodes 214 amino acids. The transcript is spliced from 3 exons. Gene Ontology annotation, cellular component: GET complex. Gene Ontology annotation, biological process: tail-anchored membrane protein insertion into ER membrane.
CGGUGGCAUGAGCCAGUGAGCUGCCUCCAUCUGUCUUCAACAACUCGAACUAGGUCGCAUACUCGACAGCUAGAGCUGGCCGAUCGCAUCUCUCACCACGAUUCCAUCAGCAGCGGACCGAAGCCAGCUCACAUUCGCCGCCAAGAUGCCGUCUCUACUGGUCGUCAUCUUUGUCAUCGAGCUAUUCGUCCAGCUUGUCAACACCAUCGGCGCGGCGACGAUCAACAAUCUUUUGUGGCGCAUCGCCCUAUCUCUCCCGCUUCCCCUUUCGGCCCAGUUCGCUGCCCAGCGCAAGAAGCAGAAGGAGUAUCUUGCAAUCCGCCGCGAGCUCAACGCCACCAGCAGUCAGGAUGAGUUCGCCAAGUGGGCGCGCCUUCGCCGCCAGCAUGACAAGCUGCUAGAGGACUUGGAGAAGAGGAAGAAAGAACUCGACGCAGCCAAGACCAAGUUCGAUCGCACUCUCACGACUGUGCGCGUGGUAGCUACAAGGGGUUUGCAGUGGUUUUUGCCUUUCUGGUACUCGCGCGAGCCCAUGUUCUGGCUGCCCUACGGCUGGUUCCCCUACUACGUCGAAUGGUUCGCCUCGUUCCCUCGCGCGCCGCUGGGCAGUGUCAGCAUCGUGGUGUGGCAGUGGGCGUGCACGGGUGUGAUCAAGCUUGUCAUUGAGACGGUCAUGGCGGUUGUUGGCUUGAUUGUCGCUGCCAGACAGAAGCAGCAAGAGAAGCAGAAGGCGAAGCAGGCGGUGCCUGCGGCGGGAGGUGGUGACAGCAAGGCCGAGGAAGCCAAGUGAUGAUGAGGAUGGACUUUGAACAUACAGCAAUAGAAGCGGUUUAUGUCAGCAUAUGGGAGGAAGAUUGUAUACACGACUAUUAAUGUAUUAUAGCCGCUGACUGGUGAGAAAGCCAGCAAGGCCUGAUGAUGCGAUGGCUUUUACGAAAUGGAAUGUCUCUCAUC